Molecule: messenger RNA, 2557 nt
Organism: Cuculus canorus (common cuckoo)
Lineage: Eukaryota; Metazoa; Chordata; Aves; Cuculiformes; Cuculidae
Gene: TMEM196
Product: transmembrane protein 196
Exons: 5
Coding region: 364-921 (185 amino acids)
Source: RefSeq, a predicted model, not a curated record
AGAGAGGAGGGGAAAGAAAUAAGGGGGUGAAAAAAAAAAUAAAAAUCCUAGUGAGGUCAUUUCAAUGAGAGCGCAGGAGGCGAUCAGACAAGGUCGACUUUUCCGGAGGAGGCGCAGCCCCUGAGGAGCGCGGCGCUGCACCGCCCGCCAGCGGCGCCUCUCCCCGCCGCCGGGCCAGCACCUUGGAGAGCUCCGCGGCGGGGCCGCGCUCGCUGCCGGCCCCUGGGCAGCGCCCGCGGAUGCGCCGCUGCGCCCCGGCGGCCCGCGGAGGGGGAAAAGUUUGCGGACGACUUAGGGCCGCGGAGGAGAAGGAGGAUGCGCUGUUUCCCCGGCUGAUCGGGAAGGAAGGAUGACCGAGGGAGGAUGUGCACCAGCAGCCAGAUCAUCGGGAGCCUCCUGGUGCUCUCCGUGCUGGAGAUAGGGUUAGGGGUGUCCAGCGUGGCCGUGGGGGCGGUCAGUUUCAGCCUGGUCCUCACAGAGCAUAAACCUCAGCUGGGAGACUCUUCUCCGGUAUGGAGCGGGGUGUGUUUUCUACUUUGUGGCAUAUGUGGAAUAUUGUGCGCCAAAAAAAAAUCUGGACUUGUUAUGAUACUUUUUUCUGCCUGUUGCAUCUGUGGACUAAUCGGAGGAAUCCUAAAUUUUCAAUUUCUUCGUGCUCUGACAAAGAAGUCGUCUGCUCUCUAUUCUUUGCAUCUUGCCUCCAUGUCUCUUGCAUGCAUUGGAAUUGGUGGUUGCACCCUUUCUUCAUGGCUCACUUGUCGGCUAGCCAGCUAUGAACAAAGGAGAAUGUUCUCAGAAAGAGAACAUUCAUUGCAUCACUCCCAUGAAAUGGCAGAAAAAAGAUUGAGGGGUAUUGAAAUAACCGACCUGCCCAGCUGCCCGGUGGUUCCCCCGACACCAGAGUUACCUCCAAGGAAAUGACAGACAACCUAAGCAAUGGAGGCCCACAUCUGAUUUAUAAUGGAAGUGUAUAUUAAGAGAUUUUUAAAAGCUCCAUGGAAGGAAGUGGUUUUAGACUUUUCUUCAGGAAAAAAAAAGACUCCAAGAAAUUGAGAAAAUGGAACUGUCUUAGCUUUUAUGGCUCAAAUGUCUCAACUGCAGAACAGCACAGUUGCAUUUCCCUUUUAGAUACAUGUCCAAAAUUUAUCUCCAAAACAUUUUACGGAUAUACAAUAUUAAUUAAUUUCCUGGCUACUCUUUUUAGGUUUUUUUGGUCUGAGUAACUUUUCAGAAUUGUGAUAGUAUUUGAAAUAGACUUCUCACGACUCUUCUUCUCAUGAAGACUCAAAACCCAGGAAAAAAUAAUUAAACCGGAUUACAUUUAGCCCAGUCACAGGAUUCCUAAAGAGAAGAGGGCAAAGGAAGAAUGGUUCAGGGGAAUCUUUCUCUUCCCCACUUAGCAGCAUCUGGUGUAACAUGACAACUCCAGAUCAUGUGGCACAGUACCAGCAAUGCAUCUGCACAGUCCCUCUCCCUACAUUGCAAAUGCAUCCAGCCUCAGUUUUCCUAGUAGAUUGUAUUAAAAGAGAAUGCACAUUACUCUUCCAAAAGGCUCCCAUUUCACACUCGGUGUGUAAAUGAACAGUGUGCUGAAAACAACAUCGUCUUUGUUUUGAAAGACAGAAUGCUCUAAGAACACCAUAAAUCAAAACCUCAACAAUGCCUUGUUGUAAAGAAACUGUAAAUAUUUCCAAUUUGUGAAUGAAGUAUAUUUCGUAAUUUGUUCAUAAAAGAUAACAAAUAAAAUGAAGUCUAACACAGAGAUUACAGAGAGAUUUUUUGGGGUUUUUUCUUGUAAGAAAGACCUAGCAAAGCUGAACUGCCAUGCAUGCAGAAGACUGAAGAGUCAAGGUCAGAAUGUGCUGACAGUUCUGCACACUCACAAUGGAGUUUGGGGUUUGUUAAAGCUGUGUUUAUAUUAAAACAGCAGCUUUAACUGACCCCAAACUUUAUUGCAGGACCAACUGGCUCAUGUAACCAUGAAUAAAAGGAAGAAGUAAUUUGUAACAGUACGUAUACAGCAUAAUAUUCAUAUAAAAUAUUCAUAAAAUAUCACAUAUAUUACAUAGUGGGUCUAUGUGCUGUAAAGCUCAGAUCUUCAAUGUGAAUUUGAGAUAUGAGCAUUCUUGAUGACUGGCAACAUUUGGCCAUUUAUACCCCCGUGAAUAGAAUUUUAUUAUUAUACAAACCAUGCCAUAAAAACCUCUAGAAAUUACAAUUUUGGUGACACCAUACAGCAAAAUACAAACUUAAAUUCAAUUAACUUAGGAUUUUUUAAGUUUGCAUGGGAACUUCCCAUCUAAUUACAACAUAGAAAACAUCUUCACUGUGAUUUAAGGUCAUGCUUAAAUUUUAUGCAAAUAAGCUUGUGAGUCAAAAACCAGUCCAUCUCAUAAGGCUUCUCUUCAUUUAUCUACUGUCUCAAAGGGCUUUUCUCUAAGUCCCUGAUAUGCUAAUAUGUUACAUGUAUUAGUAAUUGCUAAUGAGACUGUUGCAAGUUCAUUAAAAAUACAGAUACUGUCAUAGCAAAAGAAUUAGAUGUUAAAGGUAUUUUUGC